UUUCCCAAAUCCACUUUCGCCAGAUUCUCGACGAACUAUGGAAUCACAACAACACGCUCUCGAGAUUCUCAUGGACUUACGCCGUCUAGUCGCUGCUCACGACGAAUUUCUAGCUAAGUUCGGACAGCAUACCGAGGAGGCUUCGGAAAGCCUUGACGAGCGUUCACCUCCGCAGCGUUGGUCUCCCCCUCCGUCGGUCACUCAGGAACCGAUGGGUUUCAAGUCUUCUUCCAUGCCUCGCCUCAAACCUCCACGUUUUGACGGAAAAAUGGCCCUGGAUUGGAUCUCUAAAGUCCAAGAGUAUUACAACCACUACCACACUCCGCUCGAUGAUCGCCUUUAUCUUACGAAAUACUUGUUCGAUCCACCGGUAACUGAUUGGUUUCAUACUUAUACAAAAACUGACAUUGAUGGUUCGUGGGAGGAUUUCUUGGUGGCAGUCUAUUACCAAUUUUCUCCAGAUUUAACAGAGAGGGCCGAUGAAAGGCAGUUAGUCACCAUCGAUAGUGACAAGAUGAAGAAAACUGAAGCAGAGAGCACAAAAAUUGAGUGUGAAUCAACAGAAGCAAAGAAAGAGGAGGUAGAACAAACGCCUACUCAAGUGGUCGAAAAUGCAGCUCCUGUUGUGGAAGAGGCUCCACCAGCCGAGCCUACUGAAUGUUUAGCCAAAUCUGAAGCUGAUCCGGUUGAAGAAAAUAAGGUUGAAUCACAACGGGAUAUGAAAACAGAGGAGACAGCUGCUGGGGCUGAGAAGAUCGAACCAAAAAAUGAUGUGGCUGAAGCAAAAAGUGUUAUGGUUGAAGAGUUGCUAGAGGCUGAGGCAAAGCCACAAACUGAACUUGUCGAAAUGGCACGUAGAGGAGAAAGACUUGUUCUGUUUGUCUCAGGCCUCGGAUGGCCGCGCAAUCCCUCCGCGCAUGGAUGCGACAUAUCUGGAAUUCUCGAAGGAAGAAUUGAUUUUUGCAGGUUCUUAUAUUUCGGACCACAGUUUUAUGCUCAAAGAGGUUGCGUGGUGCCGGGCAAUUCGUCAAUUUGGUGACAAAAUUGGGGUUCGCAUAUUUGAUCUGGGUCCUUUUGAUGUGUCCAAGGCACAUUCUAUUGUUGUUGAGCAUGUCGUUGGCAAAGUUAAUGGCUAUUUAGUCCAUAUCAAAGCACUUCAUUUUGAUGCUCUCUACAAUGUUUCCAAAUUGUGGUCUGUAGUCAAUACUUGGAGCGACGGAGUCAAUCGGAUUAUUGUGACAGGGGGUUGCCCUGAGGAGUCAAAAGAGGUUCUUGCUAUUGCUGAAACUGAUUUUGAUGAUAGUGGUGAUCCAGGGAGACAAUUUGAAGCUCUUUUGUCGUUUGCCGGUGAGGGAGUUGAUAAGGGAAAGGUGGUGGCAAUUGUGGAAUGUGGAUUAGAUUAUAAUAGGCUUUCCCAACCAAAGUUCAACAAAAGUACUUCGAGAAGCCAUUUGAGUUGGCAUAUGCUAUGAAGUUACCAAUGUUUCUCCACACGCGAGCAGCCGCUAAGGAUUUCUGCAAUAUUCUUGAGCGAAGCAAACAUAGAUUGUUCUAUGGGAUUCGCAUAUUUGAUCCAGGAGUUUUUGUGUCGGAUGUUAUUGAAGAUCUUAGUGGAGAUGCUGAUUGGAGCUUAUGGAGACUUCGGCAGCAGCUUGGUAAUUUCUAUGGACACAAUAUUGCAAUUCAGAUAUCCCACCUUGAGGGCAAGGUGGUUUCCA
Molecule: messenger RNA, 1718 nt
Organism: Salvia splendens (bonfire salvia)
Lineage: Eukaryota; Viridiplantae; Streptophyta; Magnoliopsida; Lamiales; Lamiaceae
Exons: 2
Coding region: 38-1039 (333 amino acids)
Source: RefSeq, a predicted model, not a curated record